CUGGCAGUCGGAGCGGCUCCCCGGUCGUGUACUGACGAGUACGGCCCUGAGCACCAUGAGCUCAGGGGCCCACAGGGUGCUGGCUGGGGAUGGACACAGACGCAGCCGCAUCCCCCGCAGCCAGGGCUGCUCCAGAGACUCCUCCCCCACCCGCCUGUCUGUUGCUCCUUCCAGCAUUAGUUCCAUCUACAACGGAGCGAGCCGAGGAGCUCGGGGCAGUCGUAUCCCUCGGCCCAGUAUGAGUCAGGGCUGCAGCAGAGAGGCCAGCAGGGAGAGCAGCCGGGACACCAGCCCUGUACGCUCCUUCACGCCCCUUGCAACGCGGAGCUACUCUCGCUCCACCGGAGCUCUCCACACACCUGAUACUUUUGGGGCAGCAGGAUCAGGUUUUGGCAUCAGUCAGUCCAGUCGUCUCUCUUCCUCAGUCAGUGCCAUGAGGGUCCUCAACACGGGCUCCGACGUAGAAGAGGCUCUCGCAGAUGCACUGCUGUUGGGAGACAUGCGGUCCAAGAAGAAGCCAGCACGGCGGCGGUACGAGAACUACAGCAUGUACUCUGAUGAUGACGCUAAUAGUGAUGCAUCAAGCGCCUGUUCGGAGAGAUCCUACAGCUCCAGGAACGGAGGAGCCAUCCCCACGUACAUGAGACAGACAGAAGACGUAGCCGAGGUGCUGAACCGCUGUGCCAGUGCCAAUUGGUCAGAGAGGAAGGAGGUGCUGGGCCUUCAGGCGCUGCUCAAGAACCAACGCACCCUCAGUCGGGUGGAGUUGAAGAGGCUGUGUGAAAUCUUCACCAGGAUGUUUGCUGACCCUCACAGUAAGAGAGUGUUCAGCAUGUUCCUGGAGACACUGGUAGAUUUCAUCCAUGUCCAUAAGGAGGAUCUGCAGGACUGGUUGUUCGUCCUGCUCACACAGCUGUUGAAGAAGAUGGGAGCUGACCUGCUGGGCUCCGUACAGGCCAAAGUUCAGAGAGCCCUGGAUGUCACACGAGAGUCUUUCCCCAACGACCUCCAGUUUACUAUUCUCAUGCGAUUCACUGUGGACCAGACACAGACACCCAACCUCAAGGUGAAGGUGGCCAUUCUGAAGUAUAUUGAGACUCUGGCGAUACAGAUGGAAGCUCCAGACUUCGUGAACUCCAGUGAGACUCGGCUGGCCGUCUCCCGCAUCAUCACCUGGACAACUGAACCCAAGAGCUCUGACGUCAGAAAAGCAGCCCAGUCUGUGCUAAUCUCGUUGUUCCAGCUCAACACUCCAGAGUUCACCAUGCUGCUGGCAGCUCUGCCCAAAACCUUUCAGGACGGAGCCACCAAGCUGCUUCAAAACCAUCUGAAGAACACUGGCAAUGUUGCACAGGCACCAAUGGGCAGCCCUCUUACGCGCCACACCCCUAGAUCUCCAGCCAGCUGGUCCAGCCCGGUCACUUCCCCCACCAACACCUCCCAGAAUACCCCCUCACCAAGUGCAUUUGACUACGACACAGAGAACAUGAACUCGGAGGACAUCUACAGUUCACUGAAAGGUGUCACUGAGGCGAUCCAGAACUUCAGCGUCCGCAGCCAAGAGGACAUGAAUGAACCCGUCCAACGGCGGGAGGGCGAGGAGGUCAGUAGAGCAGACAGGUGGAUGUGUUGAUCAGUAUGUGUCGAG
Micropterus salmoides (largemouth bass) is the source of this 1648-nucleotide messenger RNA. Its product is annotated as CLIP-associating protein 2-like. The record is from RefSeq and is a predicted model, not a curated record. Gene Ontology annotation, cellular component: microtubule organizing center; cytoplasmic microtubule; spindle microtubule. Gene Ontology annotation, biological process: mitotic spindle assembly. Lineage: Eukaryota; Metazoa; Chordata; Actinopteri; Centrarchiformes; Centrarchidae. Gene Ontology annotation, molecular function: microtubule binding.